Molecule: messenger RNA, 5147 nt
Organism: Trichogramma pretiosum
Lineage: Eukaryota; Metazoa; Arthropoda; Insecta; Hymenoptera; Trichogrammatidae
Product: dual specificity protein phosphatase 15-like
Exons: 7
Coding region: 735-1844 (369 amino acids)
Biological process (GO): protein dephosphorylation
Cellular component (GO): cytosol
Molecular function (GO): protein tyrosine/serine/threonine phosphatase activity
Source: RefSeq, a predicted model, not a curated record
CUUAAGCCUCCUCCCUUUUAGAUAUAUGCCAACCAAAAAAGCUCUUGCUCUCCUCGGCGUUAUUAUAUUCAAAUUCACUUUAACAUCUUUUUCUCUCUCUCAAUUAUCCGACGUAAGGAAUUUUCUUCUUCUUAUUCUUCUUCGACUUCACGAUCGAACUAACGACCUGAAAAUCGUCUUCGUCGCUAACUGAGCCGAGCUUUGUGUACGAUGCAUAAACGUGUAUGGAUAUGAGGAGCCGAGCCAAGCACUAAUCUGGAACGACAGGUGUAAAAAAAAUAGAAGCAAAAAAGGAGACCGAAGAAAUUAUGACGACGGCCAAGAGCAAAAAGCGCAACUACGGCGAGAAGUCGAGGCAAAACAACAACAACACCAGCAGUGGUAGUAGUAGCAGCAGUAAUAGCGGUGGCAGUAUAAGUUGUGGUAGAUGCAGCAGGCCUAGACUUCGUCAGACGAGAGGCGCGAAUGAGCUUCACGCGAUCGUUCGUAAAAGCUGCCGUUGUUGCUGUUGCUACUACCGCUGCUGCUGAUCGGGACGAGUAGUGUUCACCACCAGCACCUUUUUUCUUCCUCUUCCUGUUCUUCUUCUUCUACAACUUCUUGUUACUAACUGCUCGUUGGGAGAGAAACGUGUACGGUUAACUGCGUGAGUUCACGGGUCCGAUAAAAAAAGAGAGAAGAUAAGAGCAGACCAGCCAGCCAGCCAGCCAGCAGGUGCAUUUCGCCUCGACAAUAUGGGAAAUGGCAUGAAUAAGGUGUUGCCUGGUCUUUACGUGGGCAACUACAGAGACAGCAAGGACGCGGCACAGCUCGAGCGCUUCGAGAUAACGCACAUAUUGGCGAUUCACGAUGCAGCCAGGCGUCUCCAUUCCGACAAGCACUAUCUGUGCAUCAUGGCAGCGGACACGCCCGAUCAGAAUCUCUCGCAGUACUUUUCGAUUUGCAACGAUUUCAUACACUCGGCUCGCUUGAGGGGCGGAAACGUCCUCAUACAUUGUCUCGCGGGAAUGUCGCGAAGCGUCACCGUCGCCGUGGCCUACAUAAUGAGCAUAACCGAUCUGACGUGGAAGGACGCCCUGAAGGUCGUACGAGUCGGCCGAUCGGUGGCCAAUCCCAACGUGGGCUUUCAGCAGCAGCUCGAGGACUUCGAGUCGACCCGGCUGCCGGACGAGAGGAGACGUCUGCGCGAACGAUUCCCGAGUCUGGCGCUGGCGGCGCAGGACGCCGAGGCCUGCAGGCUGACCCUGAUCAAUUACGAGGGACUGGCCAUGUCGAGGGAGAUCUGCGAGGGCAAGUGCGCCAUGGGCCGACCUUGUCCCACGGGAAUGUGUCGGCAAGCUUCGAAGAGAAACCUGCGCAGAAAAUCGUCGACGUCGAGUCAGAGCAGUUGCGGCAGCGGCGGCAGGACGCCGCCCCAGACGCCGAGGCUGCUGCCCUCGGCGCCGCCCUCGCCGGCAAUGCCGAGAUCGGCCAGCAGCAUGUCGGCCUGCAUCAGGCCCAGAAACGGCCCUGCGGGUUUACAUUAUUAUACGGGAUCGUCGGCGCCGCCAUCGAGAAUGACAUCGCGCGUCGACCUGUCCGGAGCCGUGGCCUGCAGCUCGACGAGCGGCGGCGGAAGCACCUCGAGCCUGUCGGCGAUCGGCCGAUCGGCGCCCAUCAGCUCGACGGCCACGUCGCCCUGGAGGUACGCCGUGUCGGGUGGUGGUUCUGCCCCGGCGACUCCGCGCACGACGCCCCCGGCCUCGCCCCAGCACUAUCCGCGUCGACUUUCGGGCAGGCCGAGUCCGGCGGUGCUGCCCCAGAGCGGACUCGUCAAGAGCGAGGCCUCCACGCCGAUGACGUAGCACAGGCCUGUCUUUCCCCCCGGCGGAGGUGGUGGAAGUAACAAUUCUUCGAUGUACAAUGCCGCGGGUGGUGCCGUUAACGCGUACGGUGGUGCGACGACUGCGACUGCCGCCUUGUACGGGGGUGGCGGCUACGGACCGAGCCAAGUUAAUUACGGUGUCGCGGGCACGACGUCGAUGCAGGCACCUUAUAACGAUCAUUACGGCUACGGACGUUCGCGCUCGUAUCAGCACAUUUGCCGGGACGGUGGAUGCUAUUGCGGUGCUGGUGGCGCUGGUAGUAGCGUCAACGACACGACGAUGCAUCAGCAUCAGUAUCAACAAAGUCAACAGCAGCAGCAAGUCUACGGGAGUUCCAGCAGCGCCUGCAGUCUCGGCACUGCCCAGGGACGUUACAAUUACGGCAACAACGGCAGUCGCUCUUGAGUACGAUUUACAGCGGCGAGCUACCGAUCGAACGAUCUUUUUUAGAGCAGCUGCGUCGAUAAUCCGAAAAGUCGCUGACUGACUGGUGCGCGAGACGCCGGGCGUCUUCGAUAAGUGCAGUGAGCAGCAACUUUAUGUAUGAUAAAUUUUUGUACGUGCGAUGAUGUAGACGUUAUAAUUAACAUAAAAUCGUAUUCGUAUAGCGGCGCACAAUAAUUACAUUCGCGUAAGUCGUAGGAAAAUUUAAGCAAAAAAAUUUAAAAGAUAGCACCUUAUCGCUUAUUAUGCAUAAAUAACAUAAUUGUUGCGAGUGUAUAGAGAGAACGGGUUUUUUGGUUGUAAUGACCGUCCAUUGUUAUUACAGAUAUAAUUGUUACACAGCAUCUAUAUACCGAUAAAUAUAUACAAGGAUAUAUAAUGAUAUAUGUUUACCAUUGUUGAACCGUGUAUAAUUUUUAUCGAUUGUUAUGAUUAUUAGCGACAAGAAAGGUUCAUCCUGCAUACAUAUUGUCAAAUAACGAGUCCAUGUAUACGCAUUUCUAAAUCGAGCAGGAGCGCUACACGCUCCUUGUAUACAGCGCACUGGCGUUUUUUAUUAUAUACGACGCUUCAUUCGUCUAAUACGCUUUUUUCACAACGUAGCUUGUAACUACGACACGAUGUUGCUUUUUUUAAUCACACAGCAUGUGGAACGUAUAUAAUAAUGUUAAGUUUGUACAUUGCGGAGAAAGAGACGAUGUAUAUAAUGUAGAAAAUACUAGCCAAAACGAAGGUGUGUAAAUUCGCAAAUGUCGCCAUGAUAAUAAACAAAAUAUACGUACCGACUUGUGUAUUAUAUAAUAAUCGUGCUACGAUCAGGAAAAUAACACUGUGUUGCACACAUUUUAAUAAACGUUUACAUUAUUUAGCUGGGCAGUAGUGAAUAAGUCGAGGAAAACGAAGUUAUAAAGCACACGAUUCAUGUAUCCUAAUACACGACUCAUAUACAUAAAGGGUAAAUUAAUGCUUUGUAGAAAAUACCUCGCAAAAGCAUACCGUUAAGAACUAUUAUACGACGAAUUGUAAAAUAAUAAGACUUCGAUGUAUUUCCUUAUUAAAAAAUAACAAAAUAAGUAUGAAUUGUUAUCCAUAUCAUCGAUCGAAUGGCAAUUGAGUCGAGCAAGAACAAUAAUUUCUCUAUAUUUUAUCGGGUUGCGUUGUAUAAAAUAUAUAACACGUGCGUUACGCGUAGAUUCGAAGACAAAGAAAAAAAAUACGAAGAAGUUUUGGACCAAAUCUUUAGACUGUUAUGUGCGAGAGCGUUCCGAAGAGGGAGAGAGAGUGAGAGUUAUUUUUAUUUUUUAGACAAAAACGAACGAGCAGGUCUUCUUAUUAUACGUACACACCCGCGUACCGUUUUUAGUCACGAUAAUGCACCGUGUUAUGUAGAUACAACAUGCCAAAGAAAAAAAAGGAAAAAAAAGAAGAAAAAAGAAGAAAAAAAUUAUUGGUCAAUCUAUUCCGCGUUACACUGUGUGCGAUAACGAGUUUUAUUAUUCACUAGAUUAUGAUAUAUAAUGAUAUAUAUGAUAUACUGAUUUACUACGCAAGCCGCAGUAUUUUUGAUACGUCUGAAAAAUGAUUAUAAUAAUGAUACGAAAGAAAAAUAAAAAAAAGAAAAAAAAGAAUAUGUAUAUCUGUGAUGCGAACACGAAACACAUCAUUAGCUUCCGCGUUCUUCGGAUUGGUUUAUUGAAAAAAAAAAAAAAAAAUUGAAACGAAGCAACCAAAAGUAGUAUAAAUAUCCGCGAAAUCCACUGACCUCGCGUUAUACGCGUGUAUCAAAAGCUUUAAACGAUUAACAUGCCUGGAUCUUUCAGCAAUUAUAUAAAUAAACAAAAGAGACGAAUAAGAGUCAAUGUUAAAAUUUACUGUGCGAUAAAAAGAAAAAAACAUAUAGUCGUAGAAAAUAAUACCGAGUCAAUCCAUUUUACACGCGCAGACGCCCACGCAUCGAUGCGAUAAAAAAACAAAAAACCAUAGCUGAAAAGAUUAAAUCGUUAAAAAUUAAUCAACUAUUACAGCUGUAAGAGUAAUAAAGCAGCUCGAAAGGUAGCCCGUUAGAUUUAACAUCACAGCAUAUCUAAAAAAAAAUUUUCUAUUACUUAACGAUCGUAGUUUCAAAUUGUCGAUACAAGAGAACAUAGAGAAAAGAAUCGAAGGGUUGACUCGAGACUGAAGGGACGUUAUUGCAAAAAAAAAUUGUAAAUUUAAUAAGCAAUAAUAUGUAUGAUAAAAAAUGAUGUUCAGAGAACGAUAGAUUCGACAAUUAUGCUCUGGUUCGACAACCAAUUUUGUUUAGGGAAACCAUCAAAAAAUUAUAGAGCAAUACACGUACUGAUGUGACGACAAAGGAAUGACUUACACUCAUACAUAGAAAGAUGAGUUGACGAUGUAUGUGUUUACACACAUUACAACUAUAUUCGCGCAGUUUCGUACCUGAAAUGAAUAUUGAAAAAAAAUGUUAUCACCCAUGCACACGAAAAUAAUAAAAACCAUAUAGUUUUUACAAGUGAGAAAAAUUUGAAAAACGCUAAACCACUACAAAAAUAAUAAUACAAAUAAUAGGACUACAUAAAUAUCAACAUUUGUCCGUUUUUACACCGCGUGUUUCAGUGACAUCGACAUUUCAUAUUUUGCUCGUCCUCGCAUAGUGAUUUUGAUUUCUUAUGAGUUUUCCUUUAAAUUUUGAAAAUAGACAGUUUCAUAAUGUACAACGCAUAAAGUUAUUGUCCGCAUUUGCCGAAAUGUUAUUCUGAAAAAAGUACAGGAGAAACAUGUAAUGACUAUCCAAAGAUGAAUAAUAAAAUAAAAAUAAUUGUUUUUGACAACAAUAAA